CAUUCAAUUGUCGCAGCUACACUAUCCAGGCAUCUACCACGCGCGCCAAUCACACGCAGCCCUGCCCGGCCCCACCCCGGCAACUUUUUAUUCAUUCAUUCCCUUCCAUUCUUCUCCCUCCCAGCGCGGGGGAUAUCUCUCGUACCGCAAUCCUCACCGCUGCUCACCAACAGGCCACACACCUACGCCAUGCCGCACCCCUGAACAACGCCAUGGCUCCAAUUGCAAUGAGCAACCUAUCCAGCAACUGGAAGAAGCUGCAGCAGACUCUGAAAGCUUCCUCCGCGCCUCCAGUAAAGAAACCAGCCGACGGGCAGGACGACAAGCACUCGCUCAAGCGCAAAAGACCAGACCACCCCAAUGGACAGUCCAAAAAGAACCGCUUGAACGCCCCAUCCAAGCCAUCUCCUCACCAACAGCCUUCAUCCCGCAAAAGACAAAAGAUGGAGGAACCACCCUCGGUGGGCGCAUCUGCCAAACUCCACGACUCCAAAGCCCUCUCACGGAGCACAUCCAUGCCCUCUUUAAAACAUUCCACCCUUUUGGCCUCGUCCAAGAAAGCAGCGGAUUCAAUCUCCGUUCUCAUCCCUUCAUCGGAUUACCCAGAUGUUGAGAAUGAAGGCGUAUCCGUGCUCGCACUCCCGGGGAAAUACAUCGCCAUCGACUGCGAAAUGGUAGGCACCGGGCCGGAGCCGGACAAGGACUCUGCUCUUGCCCGCGUCUCCGCCGUCAACUUCCAUGGCCAUCAAAUUUACGAUUCAUACGUACAAGUCAAAGUCCCUGUGACCGACUACCGCACUGCCAUCUCCGGCAUCGAACCCAAGCAUCUCCGCAAGGAUGUCGCCCGCCCUUUCAAGGAGGUUCACCACGAUCUAGGCGUAUUGCUUCAAGGAAGGAUACUUGUCGGGCACGCUGUUAAAAACGAUCUAGACGCUUUGAUCCUCAAGCACGACAAGCGGUAUAUCCGUGACACGUCCAAAUACUCAAAGUUCCGCGAGCUCGCCAUGAUCCCUGGCCGGACCCCUUCGCUUAAGAUACUGGCGGAGAAACUGUUGGGUGUCGAGAUACAGGCAGGCGCGCAUAGCUCGGUUGAGGACGCGCGCGUCACAAUGGCACUGUUCAAGCUUGAAAAAGAAGGGUUUGAUACCGAGGUCAUUGCGAGAUACGGCCAUAUCAGGACGGAUGCUGUAGGUGCCGACGUUAGUGUCAGGGUCAGUGAGCCUGCGAAGCGGAAAUCGAAGAACAAGAAAAAGAAAAAGAAGAAGCACUGA
This is a messenger RNA of Periconia digitata, 1271 nucleotides long. NCBI's taxonomy places the organism in Eukaryota, Fungi, Ascomycota, Dothideomycetes, Pleosporales, Periconiaceae. The record is from the annotation of a GenBank genome assembly.